Messenger RNA from Oncorhynchus nerka (sockeye salmon), 977 nucleotides. RefSeq names its product complement factor H-like. The coding region runs from base 108 to 920 and encodes 270 amino acids. The transcript is spliced from 6 exons. NCBI's taxonomy places the organism in Eukaryota, Metazoa, Chordata, Actinopteri, Salmoniformes, Salmonidae. The record is from RefSeq and is a predicted model, not a curated record.
UGCUCCCUGGGGGCUGGAACUCUGUAGACAAACAUUAACUUUGGGAUAGACACUCUAUAUUUAUCUUCUACUCCUUCCAUUUUUACUGCAUCUACCAUUUGAUCAACAUGAAAUCAUCUCUGACUCUGCUGUGUCUGGUGGUAUGGGUGAAUGUGGAUGCUUCAUCAGCUCAGACUGAGUAUUGUGGUAAGCCUGAGGGUGAAGGGAGGAGAAUGCUGCCGAUUCCUGAUCGAGAACGUUAUGAAAAUGGGGACCAAGUGGAGUAUGGAUGUCUUGCAACUUGUAAGAACGGAGAGUGGGAUAAGACCAUCAAGGGCAAAGAUUACUGUAGUAAACCUGAGGGUGCAGCCACCAGAAUGCUGCUGAUUCCUGACCAAGAGAGAUAUGAAAAUGGGGACAAAAUAGAUUAUGGAUGCCUUAGCGGCCCAAACACAGGCUCAAGAGGAAAAGCAACUUGCAAGAACGGAGAGUGGACUCAGACUGAGCCCAAGGAUUUCUGUGGACCACCUCCACAUCUCAUGAACGGAGACACAAACGGCGGUACCAGAGAACGCUACAGAAAUGGAGAAUCAGUUCAAUAUGUCUGCCAGAACUACUACAUCCUUGAUCCCCCUUCAGCGUACAAGACGUGUCGUGAUGGGAUCUGGAUAGGACUGAUAACCUGUCUGAAACCCUGCACUGUGGACGAAGAGCUGAUGAACACACAGAACAUCCAAUUUAAAUAUCCUCCGGAAUAUCAAACUAAAGUCUAUGCCACACAUGGGGAUCAUAUCACUUUUAAGUGUACUGGUCAUAGUAGACUGAGCCCAGGUAGCGUUGAUUUUCGUCAGCAGUGUAUAAAUGGGGUCAUGAACUUGCCUCAUUGCCAAACCCCUGUCAAUAGUUUUCUCAAAUUAUUUUCAGAUUCAUUGUCUGAAUAAAUGUAUGGUUUUUCAUGAUUGUCCAACAUGAAAUAAAGUGCUGCUGGUUCAUAUUUA